AUGGAGAGCAUCUACGACGACAACUCUGAGGCACAAACCAGGUGGUGCCACAGAGUAAUGACUAGUAGCGAAAAAUUUUACGAGGACGAGUUUCUUAGGAUCCUCUCAGCCUCCUAUGACCUCAAGAAGUUUGCGAAUACGCUAACGUCAGAUUCAGAUAACUUGGUCGAAAUCAUCAGCGACGAAGCAGGCUUGGACCGCGUCAUGAGGAUCUUAGGAAUAUCAGACGAUAUCAACACGAUACUUUUCCAAACAAUCAUGGCCAGAUUCCCCGCGACUAUGACUCUUAAGAGCGGCAAAGCUUUGGCGUCACGACUCCUAGACGUUUGCAACAUUGACCAAAAGAACACGUUUUGCCAGACCACGUACCGUCACGCCCUUCUCUUGGCGCGUGACGAAAACGGUUGCAGCACACUCAAGAAAGCCAUAACAAUAGCUGAUGAUAUCUUAAAAUCUGAUUUCCUCGAGCUGAUCUCUCUCAAGGCUCACUUCCUAAGCGAGGACGAUUUAGGAAUCUCCUUAAUCCAACAUGUGCUUAACCUCGACUAUACACGGAAAGCCACAGAAGACGACACGCUCUUGCACGAGCUAUUCGCGGAGUUUGAUGAGAUUCUCCCGACAUGUGACACGGUGGAGCUUCUUAACCUUGCCUCGAAGCUGACGUCAGAUUCUCGUCUCUUUUUGGAGUUUGUCAAAACAAUAAGAGGCUUGCUCAUGGUUCAGAUCAUCCUUGGAAGAUCAGAAGAAGUCGACAGAGUGUUUUGGGAGGCCAUCAGGCGAGGCUACACCGAUCUUGCAAUCACUCAUCACGGUCAUCGCAUCAUGUUACGAACCAUAAACGUUUUCGAGAAAAGAGGAAACAAGAAUGUGUACGCGCAAAUCCUACGCCUAGUUGGAUACAACGCUUUCUACCUAUCCAAGCAACCUAUUAUGGGAAACGCCGCCGUACUGCACGCCAUUAAUAUACACAACCCGAACUGUACGGAAUUCAUCGCUUGUGGGCUUCAAUGCCACUACAUUGAGCUUUCUUUUCUGAAUAAUGGAAGCAACAUUGUGGAGAAGCUCCUCGGUGAAGUUGACCAAGAUUUCAUGCUGCCUUUGAUUUUUAUGGUGAUGGAGAUUGUCAACUGUGACGAAGAUACGUUGGUGAGAUUGGCCAAGGAUGAAUACGGGAAUCGGGUUUUGGAAAAGACUCUACAUGUGGCAGAUUAUCAUCAUUUGUAUGAUUUGGUAGAUGAUAUUGUCGACAAGUUGGAGCCUCUUCUUGAUACCUUGCGUGGGUCACGCGGAGAAAACAUUGCAGCUCUCGUCAUCCAGGUCCUCGGGUCUGACUCAGAUCAGUCAGACAAGUCUGAGUCAGACCAAUCAGACCAGUUUGAGUCAGACCAAGACCAAGACUGGUCUUACUUGGACAGGUGUGAGUCAUACCUUAAAGAUCAUAUGGUUAAACAUGAAUUCUAA
Molecule: messenger RNA, 1461 nt
Organism: Microthlaspi erraticum
Lineage: Eukaryota; Viridiplantae; Streptophyta; Magnoliopsida; Brassicales; Brassicaceae
Source: the annotation of a GenBank genome assembly